Messenger RNA from Ilex paraguariensis (yerba mate), 1461 nucleotides. The record is from the annotation of a GenBank genome assembly. NCBI's taxonomy places the organism in Eukaryota, Viridiplantae, Streptophyta, Magnoliopsida, Aquifoliales, Aquifoliaceae.
AUGAAGUUCAUUUCGAGCAACCAGAACCAGUUGUUGUCUAAAAUAGCAACCAACAAUGGACAUGGCGAAGACUCUCCCUACUUCGAUGGUUGGAAGGCUUACGAUAGUGAUCCAUAUCAUCCUACCCGUAAUCCUCAGGGGGUUAUCCAGAUGGGCCUUGCCGAAAACCAGCUUUCCUUUGAUUUUAUCAAGGAGUGGAUUGUCAACAAUCCAAAAGCAUCCAUUUGCACAGCAGAAGGAGCCAAUGGCUUCAAGGAUAUUGCUAUUUAUCAGGAUUAUCAUGGCCUGCCAGAGUUCAGAAAUGCUGUGGCGAAGUUUAUGGGGAAAGUGAGAGGAGAAAGAGUCACAUUCGACCCCGACCGGAUUGUCAUGAGUGGAGGAGCAACUGGAGCUCAUGAAAUGGUGGCCUUUUGCUUGGCUGAUCCUGGUGAUGCAUUUUUGGUGCCUACACCAUAUUAUCCAGGAUUUGACAGAGAUUUGAGAUGGAGAACAGGAGUACAACUUUUCCCAGUAGUUUGUGAGAGCUCUAACAAUUUCAAGAUCACCAAAGCAGCCUUGGAGGCAGCAUACUCCAAAGCUCAAGAGACCAACAUCAAAGUAAAGGGCUUACUCAUAACCAACCCAUCAAACCCAUUGGGCACUAUACUAGACAGAGAGACCCUGAGAAGUGUACUAAGCUUCACUAAUGAGAAGAACAUCCACCUAGUCUGUGAUGAAAUCUAUGCUGCCACAGUCUUCAACAAGCCUGGUUUUAUCAGCAUUGCGGAAAUAAUUGAAGAAAUGGAAUGCAAUCGUGAUCUCGUACACAUUGUUUAUAGUCUGUCCAAGGACUUGGGCUUCCCAGGCUUCCGAGUUGGUGUCGUGUACUCAUACAACGAUAUAGUAGUGAACAUUGCCCGCAAGAUGUCGAGUUUUGGGCUCGUGUCGACCCAAACACAACAUCUGAUUGCAUCAAUGCUAUCAGACGACAAGUUUGUGGACAAAUUCAUUGCUGAGAGUGCAAAAAAGUUGGCCACAAGGCAUGGAGUGUUCACCAGGGGACUUGCACAAGUAGGCAUUGGCAGCUUGAAGAGCAAUGCUGGCCUAUUUUUCUGGAUGGACUUUCGGAGACUACUCAAAGAGCCAACUCUUGAAGCUGAAAUGGAACUGUGGAGGACGAUAAUUGCUCAUCCUAAGCUAAAUGUUUCUCCAGGAUCUUCUUUCCACUGCUCCGAGCCUGGCUGGUUUCGGGUUUGCUUUGCAAACAUGGAUGAUGAAACCAUGAGAUUGGCUCUGAGAAGGAUUAAGAACUUUGUAAUUCAGGCCAAGGGACAACAGGCCAGUGCUGCAAAGAAACAAUACGGACAAAGCAAACUUCAAGUCAGUGUAUCAUUUAGAAGAAUGGAAGAUCUGAUGAUGACACCACGCAUGAUGUCCCCUCACUCCCCUAUGGUUUCACCCCUUGUUCAUGCAAGGACUUAG